Molecule: messenger RNA, 624 nt
Organism: Ogataea angusta
Lineage: Eukaryota; Fungi; Ascomycota; Pichiomycetes; Pichiales; Pichiaceae
Exons: 2
Coding region: 1-624 (207 amino acids)
Source: RefSeq, a predicted model, not a curated record
AUGAAAACCGCCACUAAGUUCAGGCUACCGCGGUGUUCUUUGUUGACACUGGACGCUUAUGAUACCUUGUAUACACCUCGGGAGCAAAUUGCCAUAGCUUACAAUCGUAUUGCAGGCGCAAACAACACAGACGCAGUCGUGGACCCUGGGGAAUUUAAGCAAAAGUUUAAAAGCGCAUUCAGGAGCGUGUGGCAGAAAUAUCCAAACUAUGGCAAAGCAGUAGAUAUGCCGAUAGACAAUUUUUGGCAUCAUGUCUUAUCUACGCUUUAUGGGGGCGACUACGGCUUUAUCAACGAGAUAAUCAGACAUUUUGAGACGCGGGAAGCCUACAAAGUAUUUGACGACGUCCAGCCUUUUCUAAACUCAAUCAAGAACUCGAAAGUUAAAACAUGUAUUGCCUCUAAUGCAGAUCGGAGAAUCGUGCGACUGAUCAUUGACGAGUUCGAGCUCGGUAAUUUUCUCAAACCAGAGGAUAUCUUCCUUAGUUACGAUCUAGGGGUAUCCAAGCCUAACAGCAGAUUUUUCAAACUAAUAUUGGAACACGUACAAAGAAGAAAUCCUACAAAUGUUGAUGAAGCGUGGCAUGUUGGCGAAGACAGACCAUACAUCUGGCCUUCUUGGUGA